CUUGAGAUUGACAUCACUUCAGGUGGCAUUUCAGAAACGAGACGGCUGUCUGGAGGCGACCUAUGCGCUGCACUCCCUGUUGCGUACUGUGCAUGGUCAGGUCGCUAAUGCUGCGGUUGCAUUCUUGGAUGUAGCUAAGGCGUUUGAUACGGUCUCUCAUGAUACAGUGCUUCGGGUGGCGCAGUUGCAUGGAGCCCCAGCGCCAAUGCUUAGCUAUCUCAGGAAGUUGUACGUUGAGUCAGAGGUGUUGCUAGAGGGUGAGAGGAUUCGGUGUGGUAGGGGUGUAAGGCAGGGAGAUCCCCUGUCUCCACUUCUUUUUAUUAUGGUGAUGGACGAGGUGCUCUCGGGUUCAGGCAUUGGGCUUGGGGAGUCUGCAGCGGUGGGCAAACCGGUUGGGGCGCUUGCUUAUGCGGAUGAUCUGGUCUUAGUCACCGAUACUGCUGCUGAUUUGCACGCUAGGCUGAAAGUUCUAGAAAUGGGGCUGGAGGCCUCUGGUAUGCUGUUGAAUACGUCUAAGUGCAGAACGUUGACCAUCAGGAAGUUGGGCAAGCAGAAGGUGACGGUGCUUGAACCUAGGGAGUACCAAGUGGGGGGUGGGGUAAUUCCAGCUAUGACGGUCGACGAAGAGGUGCGCUACUUAGGUCUCCCUUUCAGUUGGAAGGGUAGGUCUUCGCUUAAAAGUACGCGUAGGUUGGAGGGUAUGAUUUCCGAGAUUAGCAAGGCACCACUGAAGCCCCAGCAGCGGCUGAGAAUCCUCUGUGACUUUGCGUUGACUAAACUUCAAUACGAGCUGAUCGUGGGCAAUGCCCAUCGUAAUACGCUUAAGAAGCUCGACAGGAUGGUGAGGGAGGCGAUCCGAAGAUGGCUGCGGUUGCCCAAGGAUGUAUCCUUGGCCUUCCUAUAUGUGGGCUCGGCCGAAGGCGGGUUAGGUGUACCGAACCUUGGUAUCACGGUGCCCCUGGCACAGAGAGCUAAGUUCAGUAGAAUUCUCUCCUCUCCUGAGGAGUGGAUACGUAGCUUGAUUCACCACGAAACUGUCCAGAAGGAUAUGAGGGUGGCCAACCUACCCAUUAGGGUAGGUGGGCAGGAGAUAAGCUCCAAGAAGGAAGGUAGGGAUUAUUGGCUGAAGAGAUAUACCGAAAUGCAUGACUUGCAGGGCACUUGCCCUUGGUUGGUUGAUAAAGCUAGUUAUAAUUGGGUGCGGAGACCUGAGGGUGUAUUCCCCAGGCUCUACAUUAGGGGUUUGAAGUUGCGUGCAGGUGUUUUGCCUUCUAAGGUUAGGUCGAGUCGGGGUGGCUCGCGUAAGGGUAGGGAGCUUCUGUGUCGGGGACACUGUGGGCACCAUGAGUCGGUCGCCCAUAUCCUACAGAAGUGUGCUAUCACCCAUGACGCCCGUUGUGCUCGUCAUAAUAGGGUAGUCAAAAGGGUUGCCGCCAUAGUGCGCAAGAAAGGUUAUCAAGCCUGGGUCGAGCCUGUUAUAGCGAAGGCAGAUAGCUUCUGUAAGCCUGAUUUGGUUAUCGCCUCCCCUAAUCAGGUGAGGCUGGUUGACGUUGCCGUAACUACUGGUGAUAGGAUGGAGGCCAUGUGGGUGGAGAAAGUCCGUAAAUACGACCACCCUGAAGUGAACGAUGGAGUGCUUCGCCUAUCUCUUCCCGAUGCGCCGAUGAAGCCCGCUGUUGUGCAUAUGCCGCUUAUCCUUACAGAACGUGGGUGCAUCUACAAGCGUUCCGCAAUUGGGCUCCGUAGGUUAGGUUUCACUGAUAGGGAUAUAUCGGACCUGUGCCUAUUGACGGUGCAGGGUUCCCUAGCGUGCUACGAUGUGUAUAUGAGGGGGACUGGGGGUAUAACGUAGGUAGGUUGUAUGUUUGUUUGUAUGUAUGUGUAUAGUAGGUUAGGAUUGUUGUUUGUAUGUUAUGUCUUUGGUAUGAAGCCAGUACUAUUGAUGGUUCCACUAAUAAUCUCCCUUUUCCAGUUGCAGAUCCCACCUUAUGAAGCGGAGACCAGAAACCGUUCGCGGGGGUGUCCGCCGAUGACUCUCCGGAUGAGAACACAAGCCUUUGCACAAGCCUAGCAGUAAUUACCAACAGCCGGAGCCGCAGGCAAAGCAAUACGCACCAGGGACGGAAGAUAAGAGAGUCAUAGUUACUCCCGCCAACCGGAAACGAAGAGUUUCUAAUGUAACCGCAGGUUCAGAUUCAACCCAUUCCACCAGACAAUCUAAAUGACUCGCAGUCAGCGAAUUCCAACGUGCCCCGCCA
Messenger RNA from Dicrocoelium dendriticum, 2258 nucleotides. Lineage: Eukaryota; Metazoa; Platyhelminthes; Trematoda; Plagiorchiida; Dicrocoeliidae. The record is from the annotation of a GenBank genome assembly.